CCUUUCUAUUUGAAAGAUGAAGAUACUUUGUAUAAAUCAAUGAAGUAUUCAAAUGUUGUCAUUAAUCUCAUUGGACGGGAUUUUGAAACAAAAAAUUUCCCUUUUGAAGAAGUGCAUGUCAAAGCUGCGAGAAAUAUAGCUCGUAUAGCAAAAGAACUUGGUGUUGAAACUCUUGUUCAUGUGUCAGCCUUGAAUGCAAGGGAAAAACCAGAACCUAUAAUCCUUAAGAAGGGAUCCAAAUUUUAUGCUACAAAAUGGGAAGGAGAAAAAGCAGUUCGAGAAGAAUUUCCAGAGGCUAUCAUCUUUCGUCCAUCUGAUAUGUGGGGCCAACAAGACAAUUUUCUGAAUUAUUAUAUGAAUAUAACUAGAAGAACAUGGCGUACAAUGUCUUUAUGGAAGCGUGGAAAAAAUAUUAUUAAGCAGCCUGUGUAUUAUUCUGAUGUCUCAAAAGGAAUAAUUAAAGCUGUUAUGGAUCCAGAUGCUGCAGGUCACACAUUUCAAGCCGUGGGACCCCAUCGUUAUGAACUUGCUGAAUUAAUGGACUGGUUUCAUCGGGUAAUGAAACGGACACGAGACAGACUGUAUUUCAGGCUUGACAUGCGUUUAGAUAUCACAUUAUGGAUAAGAUUACUAAUCUCUGAAGCAUUAUUUACUCGUCACCGACUUCUCUCUUGGGAGAGGUUUGAAAGGGAGAGUACAACAGACAUUGUGCUACCAGAUCUCCCAACUCUUGAAGAUUUGGGUGUGAAACUAACUCCACUGGAACAAAGAAUAUUUUAUGAAUUAAGGCCAUAUAGGCUUGAUGCUUAUAUGGAUCCUCUUCUGCGAGAUUAUGUCAGGCCUGUGGAUCCAUGCCCUCUAGCUAAAGAAUAGAAAGUUUAUAAAAUACCGUAGAAUUUGUAAAUUUUUCUAUUGAAUUAGUAAACAGAUGGAAAACAUUUUGUCCAUCUUUCUUUAAACUGUCCAGUAUGAACUCUGUUUUUAAUUUUUUAUCAUUAAAUUUAUGGAAGUGUAACGGGAUAUUCUGAGAAUAAGUUUGAAUAUUAAAUUGAAUUGUUUCUCUUUAAUAUUUAUUUCACAUUAUGAUAUUGCUUUCCUUUAAUAAGAAAUUAUCCAUUAAAAUUAUGUUAAGAAAUCAGAUGAAAAUAUAAGGGAUGUUUAAGUGAAAAGGUAAAAAGUUACACUGGGUGUUAACACAGAAAUGAAGGGACGUCAAGAUCUAAUGAAAGAGUUGUUUAACUAGAGUGAUCUGCCAACCAUGAGAAAAAAAGAAGUUCCAAGAAAGCUAGCCACCAUGGAUUGAGUGUGCUGGUAAUUCGGAUUUGUGCUAUGUAUGUUAAGGUGUGGAUGGCAAGAAUCCAUCCGAGUAGAAUACGCUAUUCAGACAUACAUCCACUAUUCAGACAAGGUCUCAUUCGUAUAUGCGUGUAUAAUUCUGUUAAUAGAUGUAAUAGUAAAAUAUCUAUGGUCCAUUAAAUUUAUGUGUGAA
Molecule: messenger RNA, 1489 nt
Organism: Stegodyphus dumicola
Lineage: Eukaryota; Metazoa; Arthropoda; Arachnida; Araneae; Eresidae
Gene: ND-39
Product: NADH:ubiquinone oxidoreductase subunit 39
Cellular component (GO): mitochondrion
Molecular function (GO): protein-containing complex binding
Source: RefSeq, a predicted model, not a curated record